Molecule: messenger RNA, 342 nt
Organism: Danio aesculapii
Lineage: Eukaryota; Metazoa; Chordata; Actinopteri; Cypriniformes; Danionidae
Product: mitochondrial ribosome and complex I assembly factor AltMIEF1-like
Exons: 2
Coding region: 130-342 (70 amino acids)
Source: RefSeq, a predicted model, not a curated record
CCGGAGCGGCGUUGCUCGACCCUGCACUGUGCGCUGAUAUUUCCCCCACCCUUGACAAGCUAGUCGUCCAUUUCAGUCUUAUUCAACCCGUGUGAGUUGCGUGUCUCUGGCCACUCUGAGCUCUCCCUGAUGGGCGGCUGGUCCCGCAGUGCUGUGCUGCAGCUGUACCGAGCUCUGCUCCGUGCAGGCCAACAUCUACAGUACACUGACCGUGACUACUACCGGCGUGCAGUGGCCCGAGAGUUCAGGCGCUGUCAGACCCUCAGCGCCCCGGCAGAGAGGGAAGACGCGCUAAAAAGAGGCCAGUUCUUCCUCAACAGCGGCCUGGGAGGGUUGGUGUAG